This is a messenger RNA of Tetranychus urticae (two-spotted spider mite), 5064 nucleotides long. It is a transcript of the gene fw, whose product is annotated as CUB and Sushi multiple domains furrowed. The record is from RefSeq and is a predicted model, not a curated record. Lineage: Eukaryota; Metazoa; Arthropoda; Arachnida; Trombidiformes; Tetranychidae.
GAAGAAGCUGUUUACCUGUUUUAACAUGUUCGGUGCUUACUUCAAAGCAUCAGCUCUACCUAUCAUCUUAACCAAAAGCAAAAUACAUCAAGAGUGUUUUUUUUAUUUCUGUGGAUCUUUUUAAUAUACCUACAAAUUUGUGGUCACCUAUUAAUUAAUUUAAAUGGUUUUCUGAUGACCAGAAACAAUCAUGUAAAACCAUGUGUACCAUUUAGGAUUACCGGAUAACUUUACACAAUUUUAACUGUCUCAUAUAAUUGCGCUCAACCAUUUUGGUCCAGUUAUGAGACAUAAAUAUGGAUUUCAAAUAGAAACAUUUCUACACAUUUAGUUGAUUAUUCAAUGGACUGUGACCAGAAUUUUGUUUCACCAGCUUAAAUGAUUGUUUUGUUAAAUUUUACAUCAACCUAUUUUUAAAAAAGCGUCCUUUUCUCAAUGGAUUCAAUGUGAUUUGUGGUUUGAUUAUUUUUCCAAAGUGAUUUGGAUUACAAUAUGGGGACAAUCAAAAGACAAUCAACUCCAGUGUUACAAUCUUUUAUAUCAUCACCAACAUCAACAUCUUUGAGAUCUUUUAAAUCAUCACACUUUGCAUGUUCAUUAUUAUCAUCAAUGUUAUCAACUAGAUCAUAUUUAACAAUUUUACUGUGCCUUGUGUUGGUCAAUAAUCAAAUUCAACCAAUCCUUUGUGAACCCGAUCGAGACGGUAAACCAUGUCCCAAUCCAGCUGUACCUUUGUACGCACAAGUUAACCUUUCCGAUGAUCUUCAACCUGGCUCAAAAGCUACUUACACUUGUGAUGAUGGAUACGAAUUGUUUGGUCCAUCGGUUCGUACAUGUAACUUUGAUGGUAAAUGGACAGAGGACUUGCCUUAUUGUGCCGUUAAUGUAGCUUAUGGUAAACCAAGUGAUCAGUCAAGCACCAUUCGAGGCGGUGAAUCGCGCAACGCCAAUGAUGGUAACAUCGUUACAAUCCAUGAAAAUAGGUAUUGUACUGAAACUAAAAAUGAAAACUCGCCUUGGUGGCAAGUCGAUCUACUUCAACCCUACGAGAUUCGAGUUGUCCGUAUAAUAACCCGAGGUUGCUGCGGUCAUCAACCUUUACACGAUCUUGAAAUACGAGUGGGAAAUAGUUCAGUUGUCUCGGGAAAUCGUCUUUGUGCUUGGUAUCCAGGAACAUUAGAUGAUGGAGUUACCAAAGAUCUUGAAUGCGCUCAUCCAAUAAGUGGUCGUUAUGUUUAUAUCCAAAUGGUUGGCGUUGAAGCCUCACUAUCAUUGUGCGAGGUUCUUGUUUUUACAACCAAAGAGUUUUCCGAGGAUCGCUGUGGUACUCAAAUGGAGCAUCAACAGUUAAUCAGUUUCAAUCAAACUUGUUAUGAAUUUCAAACACAGCAAGGUGGCUCAUUUAAUGAUGCAGAAAAUUAUUGUAAAGCUCGUGGUGGGUUGGUCGUUAACUCGGUCGGCGAUGUGACGCAAAAUUUUCUCCAAUAUGAACUGCAACGGUUAAAGGCAAAGUUGAAAAGUCGCCUUGUUUGGUUAGGAGCAAAGCGUGAGAUACCCGCCAAUCAACCAGUAACCCAUCGAAGUAGAUCCAAUGUUUGGCGCUGGGUAAAUGGUGGAUUGAUAACACAAUUUUUAUGGGCCGAUGAUCAACCCAACAAUUACAAUGGACAGCAAAAUUGUAUUGUCCUGGAUGGUGGCCGUAAAUGGCAGUGGAACGAUGUUACUUGUGAUCUUGACUAUUUACCAUGGAUAUGUCAGUAUACACCUUCCAAUUGUGGAUCGCCCGAUAAGGCGGAAAACUCGACCAUUUUGGAGAAAGAUUAUCGAGUUGGCAGGGAAAUUCACUACAGAUGUCCCAUUGGACAUGUUGUUGUUGGCAAUGAAUCUCGUCACUGUGAAUCCAAUGGCUUUUGGUCUGGUAGUCCGCCAACCUGUAAAUAUGUUAAUUGUGGUGCAUUGAAUGAUAUUGAACAUGGUCGCGUUUUACUGGUUAAUCAAUCGCGGACUACUUUCAAUGCAACCGCUCGUUAUGUUUGUGAUCAAGAUUAUACCAUUGUUGGUAAUGAUUCACGGGUUUGUCUUGCCAAUGGUUCAUGGUCUGACACUGAACCUAAAUGUCUUUACAGCUGGUGUCCAGAGUUGCUGCCUAUUCCAAAUGGUAUCCUUAAUGUAACCAAUCGUACUCUUAACGGGGUUGCUUCCUACUCUUGUCUCAAGGGGCACAAGCUUUUAUCCAAUGGAACCCGGGUUUGUCAAAUUGGUGGCAAGUGGACCGGUGAAGAACCCAUUUGUAAAUAUAUUGAUUGUGGGAUGCCAUUGGACCUUAGAUUUGGUCGCUACUCUCUCCUCAACUCUAGUACAACUUAUGAAAGUCUCGUUAAAUAUGAAUGUAAUCCAAAUUAUAUUUUAACUGGCAACGAAACACGCCAAUGCACAGAACACGCAACUUGGUCUGGUGUUGAACCAGUUUGUAGGAUGAUAGACUGUGGUCCACCCGAGAUACCUUCUGGAGCUGAUUUAAUUGGUGAUACUUUCUCAAUUGAUUCCGUCAUUGAAUACCAAUGUAGACCGGGUCAUCUUAUGUCCAAUGGUGAAUCAAAACGAACAUGUGGAUCAGAUGGAAAGUGGACUGGAGUACCUCCGUCUUGUCGAUUCAUUGACUGUGGUAGAGUUACAACAAUUUUCAAGGGUGAAGUCAAAUAUCUUAAUGGCACAACAUCUCUUGGUUCACAAAUUUCCUACUCUUGUUCAAUUGGAUACCGAGUAAAAGGUUUCUCGGUCAGGGAAUGUGCAGUUGACGGUAAAUGGACAGGAUCAACACCGAAAUGUGAAGAGAUUAGAUGUCUUCCACCAGAGAAACCCAAAAACUCUUCUGUUGUAUAUUCAGGAAAUGAUAGGUCAACUUCAGAUUCAUUCAAGGUUGGCUCAACGGUACAAUAUCGCUGUGCUUCAGGUCACAUUGUUUCAGGUCAAUCAUUGAGAACAUGUGAAGCAGACGGUAGCUGGGAUGGUAGCCAACCAAUCUGUGUUUACAUUGAUUGUGGACUGCCUGGUUUCAUACCACAGGGUCGUUGGUUACUCUCAUCCAAUUCAACCCAUUAUGGCAGCACCGUCGAGUAUGAAUGCUCAUCCAAUUUCAGAUUGGAAGGUCCUGCUCGUCGUAUUUGCCUGGAAAACGGAACCUGGUCCAAUGUGGCGCCGCUUUGUUCACUGGUUAAUUGUGGAAAACCUCCGGUUAGAGACGAUAAAACAAUUGUCGAAGGUGGCUUCACUUUUGCAGUUGGUGAAAAGGUUUCCUAUUCGUGUGUCAAUGGUUAUGAACUUGUUGGAGAAGAGCAAAGGACCUGUGCUUCAGAUGGACUCUGGACAAAUGAUACCCCAUAUUGUCGAAUUGUUGACUGUGGUAAACCUCCUAUACCAGUUAACGGACGUGGAGUCUUAUUGAAUGGAUCAACUACUUAUGGAAGUCUUGUUGAAUAUCACUGUUUACCCGAUUUCAAGACUAUUGGCGAAGAAACUCGUCGAUGUAUGUCCUCUGGAGUCUGGUCUGGAUCACUGCCACGCUGUUUCGAUCGUAAAUUAAUGGACAUGGAAAAGAAUGAAGUUGAUGGCGAUUUUGAUCUCUCAACCUCUUCAUUUACCAAUCAUUCACCCAUUUAUCAAUCUUCCAAAGCCAUUGGAAUCGGCAUCAGUGUCGCCAUUGGUGUUAUACUAGUUUUAAUUAUUACAAUUACAAUAGUUUGCCUUAAAACUAAAAAACCAAAGCCUGUAAAAAAUACUGAAAAUGUUGAGAUAACUCGUCCCCCGGACAAAGAUACUGCAACCGUGAUGUCUUAUUCACGAUUAAGUCUGGAAUCUGAAGCAGCAGCAGCCGCAAGUUUGCCUGCUUCUGGUCCAAUUCGUCAUCAUCCGAAUGGUUUGGUGACUUUUAGCGCCCCUUCAGCCAAUUCAACGGCAAACAAUCAUCCAAAUAACCAGCCCAUCUACGCCAAUACAAAUGGCUAUAGAGCAGCAAGUAAUCCAGGAAGCACGGUUUCGGUUGCUGUUCGAAACUCUCAUGGUCUCUCUAAUGGUACAACAACUCCAAGAUUUAUGGCUGCCGCCGCAAAUCGUAAUGGUAACAAUAAUAGUGCUACAUUAGAAGUGUAACUGUGAUUAUUUUUUUCUUCAAAAAUCGAGACACUAUUUUUUUACAAAACUGCUCGUCCGUUCCACACAUCUCAAAGAUAACCACAAAAAUCAAUAUCAUGGUAAAACCAUCUAAAAGCCGACCAAGAGUGACUCCAAUCAAUUUUCAACUCGAAAAAUUUACAGCAACGGCAAUACUUUUACCAGCCCAAUUUUGGCACCAAUGGACUACCUUAAUUUUUUUGCUCAAGUCCUUUCAAAUCAUUCAAUCAAUCACUUGAAUAUGCCGCUACAACCAUCCAACUGUUGCUGACUGUGUUCACAUUUGUAUUUAAAUUUGAAUAGUUAUAUUUUUAAAUCACAACGUUUUUUUCAUGCGUAAUUGUAAUUAAUUAUUUGGUAUAUUAAAUCUGUUUCUUGUAUACCUGGAGCUUGAAAAGUGAUUCAUGGUUGGAUUUAAAUUCAAUGACUUGCAAUUUAAUCACAACUCAACUCGUUCAUUAUCAUGCAUCUUAAAGUUGACCAAUUGCAAGGGAUGAUUGGAUCUGUUAAGCCCAAAUUGAUUGGAAGUAAUUUGAUUAGGCAAGCCGAUAACCUGAUAUAAAACAUGCGAUUGUGACCGUCAAGUUCACCUAAAAUAUUGUGAAAUUUGGUGCGAGAUAUCAAGCAAGCUCCAAUCGGUUUGCGAUAAGAUUCCCAUCAAUCAAAAAAAUUUAGUGAAUCAACUUUAUUCAUAGUCAUUUGUCAUCAUCAUUUCAUCAUUUUUCUCUCCAUCAUAUUCAUCUUCGUCAUCUCAUUCUCAUCAACUAUUGUUGAACCCGUUUUUUGUGUUAAAUUUUAUCGGGUGAACAAUUAAAAAAUAUUCAUCUGUUAAUACACUAGAUUUUAAAUUGUCCUCAUACUUUUGUCAUUAAAUAAAUUGUUCACCGUUUUUUA